CAUUCGCCUAUAAAGCAGGGCUGUAUGGGAGGGGUUUGUGGGCCUUGCCUCCUGUCUGCCUUUAUAGCCGCCCUACACAGAAGCUCGCAGACACCACACUGAGAGCUUGUUUAGCUGGGAUAGCACACAAGGAAACAGAAUAAAAAUGGUGGUCUUAUCAAAGGAAUAUGGGUAUGUGGUUCUGACGGGAGCUGCUAGUUUUGUUAUGGUCGCACACCUGGCCAUAAAUGUGUCAAAGGCCCGCAGGCUAUACAAAGUAGAGUACCCUGCUAUGUAUAGUGAUGACCCUGUAAAUGGGAAAAUCUUCAACUGCAUCCAGAGAGCACAUCAAAACACACUUGAAGCCUACCCAGCAUUCCUGUUCUUCCUUGCUACUGGAGGACUUGCUCAUCCGCGUUGCACCAGUGCCUUGGGAUUAACCUGGAUAGUGGGCAGGGAGCUGUAUGCCCAUGGCUAUUCCACUGGCGACCCCAGCAAGCGCACAAGAGGUGCUAUUGGCUCCUUCGCACUUUUUGGUCUGCUUGGUACCAGUAUAUGUGCUGCCUUCAAACUACUCAACUGGUCAUUGCACCCAAAAACCUGGUGCUAAGGGAGAAGUGACUGCAAAGAAGCCUAAUCCAGUUCUUUUUGUAACCGUCCAUGUGCAAAACCUGGCUACAGUACCCCGGAGGGGGGGGGGGGGGGCUUGGCCUGAUGUACAAGUGUCUCACUAGCAUAAUAGCGAUGUAAACCAUUUUCUAAAUAAAAGUUAAAACUGUUGUCUAAA
Bombina bombina (fire-bellied toad) is the source of this 766-nucleotide messenger RNA. It is a transcript of the gene MGST3, whose product is annotated as microsomal glutathione S-transferase 3. The coding region runs from base 146 to 589 and encodes 147 amino acids. The transcript has 6 exons. NCBI's taxonomy places the organism in Eukaryota, Metazoa, Chordata, Amphibia, Anura, Bombinatoridae. Gene Ontology annotation, molecular function: glutathione peroxidase activity; glutathione transferase activity. The record is from RefSeq and is a predicted model, not a curated record. Gene Ontology annotation, cellular component: nuclear envelope; endoplasmic reticulum; membrane.